Molecule: messenger RNA, 2853 nt
Organism: Dictyostelium purpureum
Lineage: Eukaryota; Evosea; Eumycetozoa; Dictyosteliales; Dictyosteliaceae
Exons: 3
Coding region: 1-2853 (950 amino acids)
Source: RefSeq, a predicted model, not a curated record
AUGGAUAAGCUUCUAAGAAUGAUAAUAGACCUCCCAGAUGAAUCUUUCGAGAUAAAUGGGGAGUUAAAAAAAAGUAGUAAUAUUAGUGAUAGAUUAUUAUAUAGAGUUUUGAAUUAUAAAGUAAUAAGAGUUGAAAUUUAUAAAUAUAUUUUAAAGUUUAUUGAACAUAGGGUUGUAGUUUUUGAUAAAUCACGUUAUGACCAGUAUACAGAUAAAUCAUAUAUAACAAAACUUAAGUGGUGUAGUGAUCCACUACCAGAUACAAGUGAAUUUCCACCAUUUUUGACACAUUUAUAUUUGCACAGUUUUUCUAAAAAGUUAACUCAAACUUUACCAAAUACAAUUACUACACUUAUAUUCGGUGAUGAUUUUAACCAAAUAAUUCAACACGGCACAUUACCAAAUAGUCUCACAACCCUUACAUUCGGUUAUGAGUUUAACCAAGUUGUUCUACCCAACUCAUUACCAAAUAGUCUCACAACACUCACAUUCGGUGAUAAAUUUAACCAAGUAAUUCUACCCGACACAUUACCAAAUAGUCUCACAACACUCACAUUCGGUGAAGAUUUUAACCAAGUAUUUCUACCCAACUCAUUACCAAAUAGUCUUACAACACUCACAUUUGAUAAUGGUUUUAACCAAGUAGUUCCACCCGGCUCAUUACCAAAUAGUCUCACAACACUCACAUUCGGUUAUGAGUUUAACCAAGUUGUUCUACCCAACUCAUUACCAAAUAGUCUUACAACACUCACAUUUGAUAAUGAUUUUAACCAAGUAAUUCUACCCGGCUCAUUACCAAAUAGUCUCACAACACUCACAUUUGGUUUUUCAUUUAACCAAGUAUUUCUACCCGACCAAUUACCAAAUAGUCUUACAACACUCACAUUCGGUAGUAAGUUUAACAAAGUAAUUCUAAUCGGCUCAUUACCAAAUAGUCUCACAACACUCACAUUCGGUGAUUGUUUUAACCAAGUUGUUCCAGCGAGAACAUUACCAAAUAGUCUCACAACACUCACAUUCGGUAAUGGUUUUAACCAAGUAGUUCCACCCGGCACAUUACCAAAUAGUCUCACAACACUCACAUUUGGUUCUUCAUUUAACCAAGUAGUUCUACCCGACCAAUUACCAAAUAGUCUCACAACACUCACAUUCGGUAAUGGUUUUAACCAAGUUGUUCCAACGGGCACAUUACCAAAUAGUCUCACAACACUCACAUUCGGUAAUGGUUUUAACCAAGUAAUUCUACCCGGAUCUUUACCAAAUAAUCUCAUAACACUCACAUUUGGUUCUUCAUUUAACCAAGUAGUUCCACCUAGCUCAUUACCAAAUAGUCUCACAACACUCACAUUCAGUAAUGGUUUUAACCAAGUAGUUCCACCCGGCACAUUACCAAAUAGUCUCACAACACUCACAUUCGGUAAUGGUUUUAACCAAGUAGUUCCACCCGGCUCAUUACCAAAUAGUCUUACAAUACUCACACUUAAUUCUUCAUUUAACCAAGUAAUUUCACCCGGCACAUUACCAAAUAGUCUCACAACACUCACAUUCGGUAAACAUUUUAAACAAGUAUAUCCACCUGGCACAUUACCAAAUAGUCUCACAACACUCAAAUUCGGUAAUAACUUUAACCAAGUAAUUCCACCCGGCUCAUUACUAAAUAGUAUCACAACACUCACAUUCGGUGAUGAUUUUAACCAAGUAUUUCUACCCAAUUCAUUACCAAAUAGUCUCACAACACUCACAUUCGGUUAUCGUUUUAACCAAGUUGUUCCACUCGGCUCGUUACCAAAUAGUAUCACAACACUCAAAUUUGGUUCCUAUUUUAAUCAAGUUGUUCUACCCGGAUCAUUAUCAAAUAGUCUCACAACACUCAAAUUCGGUAAUAACUUUAACCAAGUAAUUCCACUCGGCUCAUUACCAAAUAGUCUCACAACACUCACAUUCGGUGAUGAUUUUAACCAAGUAAUUCUACCCAACUCAUUACCAAAUAGUCUCACAACACUCACAUUCGGUGAUCAUUUUAACCAAAUUAUUCCACCUAGCUCAUUACCAAAUAAUCUCACAACACUCACAUUUGGUAAUGGUUUUAACCAAGUAAUUCCACCCGGCACAUUACCAAAUAGUCUCACAACACUCACAUUCGAUAAUCGUUUUAACCAAGUAUUUCUACCCGGCUCAUUACCAAAUGGUCUCACAACACUCAAAUUUGGUAUUAAUUUUGACCAAGUAUUUAUACCCGGCACAUUACCAAAUAGUCUCACAACACUCACAUUCGGUAAUGGUUUUAACCAAGUAGUUCCACCCGGCACAUUACCAAAUAGUCUCACAACACUCACAUUUGGUUCUUCAUUUAACCAAGUAAUUUUUCCCGGCUCAUUGUCAAAUAGUCUCACAACACUCACAUUUGGUUUUUAUUUUAACCAAGUAAUUUCACCCGGCACAUUACCAAAUGGUCUGACAACACUCACAUUUGGUUCUUAUUUUAACCAAGUAGCUCCACCCGGCACAUUACCAAAUAGUCUCACAACACUCACAUUUGGUUCUUAUUUUAACCAAGUAAUUUCACCCGGCACAUUACCAAAUGGUCUCACAACACUCACAUUCAAUAGUCUUUUUAACCAAGAAUUUCUACCUGGCACAUUACCAAAUAGUCUCACAACACUCACAAUUGGUGAUAAACAAGUAAUUCCACCCGGCUCAUUACCAAAUAAUAAUGAUGAGUCAUUUGAUGAAAUUGAUGAUUUUGACUAUCAAACUCCAAUCUCUCCACCACAAACACCAAAGUCACAAGAUCAAUAUAAACAAGAAGAGACACUUGAUCAACAACAAGACUCAUCACAAGAAUGUGGUUGA